This is a messenger RNA of Toxoplasma gondii ME49, 9621 nucleotides long. RefSeq lists its product as hypothetical. Lineage: Eukaryota; Apicomplexa; Conoidasida; Eucoccidiorida; Sarcocystidae. The transcript has 4 exons. The coding region runs from base 1732 to 7338 and encodes 1868 amino acids. The record is from RefSeq and is a predicted model, not a curated record.
AGGAAAUCUGUGUUGGGCCGAAGUAGUUGGAGGUGUAGAGAGGCCACGACGUAGUAUUUUUUUUUGGGAAGCACGCCAGGACCCUGUACCAGACGCGCUCUUGCAACCGCGCAGCACCCGGAGACAGGCUGGGAAGCAAGUUCUCAUAGUCGCAUUCUUCAAGCAACUCAACUGGGGUACCUCGGUUCGCAGACACGAACUGGAAGAGGGUUAGGCGAGAGUCGACACUUCAGAGGAAGUCAGCUUUUUUCUGGUGUCUGCGGUGAAGUUUUGAGGGUGAAGGAGACGCCAUUUGUUACCUUCUGUCGGAGGAAACUACUUUCACUUGGAAUGUGUCUAGGCUCUGCAGAGCGCGCGAACCGGAAGCGGAUUCCUCGUGCCGGCUUGCUUGUCUGGGUGUCUGGCAUUUAACACCCACUUUCAAACCUUUACAGGUUGGUUCCGUCUUCGCAUGUGGCAGAAAUGCUUUAUAAAACUCUCGCUGAAAUUGUUUCCUCGUCUUGGGGCUUGGGGGGACUCCGGGUCUUCCUCCCUUUUGCAGGACGGGCAACGGCUUGCCAGCGAACCCAUCCCGGACAACGGAACACCUGACCCAGGCCGCCAGCGAUCUGGCGAUUGCUCCGACACAGUUUCCUCGGUUUAUUCUCUUCGUCUCAUGUGAGACUCCAAUUUGAAAUCUGUAGAAAUACGUGCGACGUAGGCUCCUAGUGGCUCUCUCUGGGACUCUAGAGAGACUUGUUCGUACCCUCGCCGACCGGAAGACGUCCUGGCGGUGCUGCCGCUUUGACUGCUGGCGUUGAGCCGGUUGCCCCCACAAAACAUGUCUAGUUGCUGCAAAGACAGCUUGUAUUUUUACGCGACUCCGACUGUAAUUGGGAUUGUGACAAGCGUACUUGUCGAUUCUGCGGGACCUGAAAUAGCUUGAGAUUCUUUCCGCGGCGGACGUCUGCCUAGGGAAUAUCUCGAAUUAGCCGUCACACUCGUACUUGUGAUAGGUUCCGUGUGUCUUUCAUGGUAAGUAAAGACCUUCUCUGUCACUUGGUGCGCUUGGAAACUGGAUUUUUCUGCCUCUUUGCCGUUGACGAGUCAACUUUUGCCUCGAUGACCCGAACCACGGUCAAAAUAAGACAGCCAAGAGCUGUCUGUGAGGAAACAGGUGUGUCUUCAACCUGGGGGCCUGAGGCAUUGCGUGUUUCCUCUCAUUGUCGGAUGUCGGUUAUAGAAUAGUAUGUACUUUACCUAUUCUAGCAGGUGGGUUACUUGUAAUUCUAUUAAAUUUACUUAAGCUGUGUUGUUCGCGGUUCCGUCGGUCCUUCACUGAGGAGGCAACUGCCACUUAAAACCUCGCGUCACUGACGCUCAACUCUCAUUAUGGAUUUUGCAUGAUCGUAUCUGUGUGAUCUGCUCUCUCCGGAUGUACCAAGGCGGAAAUCCAGGAGCCGUGUGGAAGGAAUGCCAGAUCUGUGGUACCUCCGCUCUAUGAGGAACAAAAAUUGGUGGCCUGCGUAACGAGGUUCCUCUCGAAAGACAGGAAUCGGUGUGCCGGACGACUGAAGCGCCAAAAACUACUGAAAGGAAACACAAAAUUGUGCCGGUGGGCCCGUCAGGUUCAAUGACUUCCGUGCUUGUCCUGUGCUUGUGUCAGGACGCUUCUAGAAGCCACCUGAACAAAGACGAUAGGCAUUCCAAACGGAGUUUUUUCCUUCUGCCACUUUUUUGUGUGUAUGGACAAUGGUAGCAACGAGUUCAUCGUUUCAGGAAGACGUCUCCGAGCCUUUUGAGGCUGCAGUAGCGGCGGGGAAGCAGCUGACCGAGUGGCAGCUUGUCCGUUUGUUCAUUUUGGCGCAUCACCGGCACCAGGCCUGGUUGGAGGGGCGCAACAGUGACCAAGAAUAUGUCGAGCAACUGUUUCUGUGGUUUCGUCGCACGGGAAUGUGUGGGAGAGCACAGCCAGUUCGUGGAGAUGAUGAGACGCCUUCUCUCUUCGAUUCUACCGCAGACCAGAAGGAUAGACCUUGUACGAGGCCGAAUCCGCAAGCCUGCGCCAGUGCUUCCUGUUCUCCCCUGCCGCUUGGGGUCAUUCGUUCCGUUUCUUGUCUCGAUGAGGCAAAUUUGUCCGGGCAUUUCCGAGUUCCCGGCCGGUGUCAGGCGAGUUGCUGUGAUGGAAGCAAUCUUGCCACUCACAAGGUGUGCGUGGACUCCGUGCAGGAACCACGGAACCGGACAGAUUACGUCUCUUCGGAAGACAGCGAUACCAGUAGCACGAGAAUGCCAAAUAUGGAAGAGGCCAAGGUUUCGCAUCAGCAGCCAGGAGUUUCUGGCGGGACAAGGGAUGUGUGGAACCCUCACCGAAGACGGAAGGUCUGUGGAGUGGUGAGCAACAGCGGCAGAAACGCCAAACCUGUCUUGUGUGUUGAGAGCAGAACAGCUUUGUUUGGCUGUCCAGCAUGUAGUGUCAAGAACGGCGAGUGUCUGUGCAACCAAACGGUACACUUGGUGGGCGUUGAGCCGUUCCCUGCUCGGUCCGGCUCCCUUCCGGCGUCUCCUGUGUCGAAGAGACAAGGCUGCGCGAAGGGCUGUUCCGGUGACCCUUCCCUGUCUCGACCAGUUUUGGAGGCCUCCGUAACGGUCAUGCAGAAGAAUGAAGGCCGUGGUCUUGGGCCUGAGAGGAAUUCUCAGCGAAAAAAAGAGGACGCAUCUUACAGGUUACCGGUCUCCGGCCACGGACACGCGGGUUGUUGGUGUUCGUCACAAGAAGCACAGUCCGUAGACGACGCUUCUCAGUCCGAUGUGUUUCUCAAGUCCCCAGGUUGGCCUUCGCAGGCCGCUCCUCUUCGUCUUCUUCUUCUCCUCGCCCCGCAAAUUCCCUCUUCAGCUUUGCCUCCCCUGCCCCACAGUGACCGCACAGGGGCACGGUGUCUGAUCAACCACAGUCCGACCGUCGCUCUGCUUCACACGCUCCACUUGCUUCAGCAGCGCGUGAGGAAUCGAAUGGAACUGACCAAGGAACCGAACCAGAGGAGGGGUUCCAGCGUGUUUCACCGUUGUGUUGAAUCUUUCAAAUGCAAUGAGCCUCUUGGAGAAUCUGUGGACUGUAACACGACACCGGUUCUCCCUCCUUCACUCAGUCCGCGGCCAUCGUCGCCCCGUCAAGAGGCGAGAACGGCAGAUGCCUGGCGGCCCCCUUGCCUCUCUUCCCAGCCCACCGAGAAGAAGGAGAUAUGUUUGGGCGCGCCUGAUUGGGUCCUCGAUGAACUCAUUGUGCCUCAUCCCUCUUGUUCUUUGGAGAGCUCUCCUCCGUAUGUGGACCAGAAAGUGAAAAAAGAAAACCAGCCCUACAGUCUUCCUUGUCUCCCAGCCGCCGGUCACCUCAUCCACGGUGCGGUGUUUGGGGACGGUGCUGCCGCAACAAGCAAAGCAGCAGUGUGGAGCUCAUGGGGCAUGGCAUCUGUGCCCGAAAAGGAAAGACAGGCCAUCCAGUUCACAAAGAAAUGCAGCACACAUCGACUUUUAACUGCCACUGAGCGAACACUUGUAGAAGAUGUGGUGUGUCCUGAAUGGUGCUCACCUUCUUCCACCCAACAGUUGGAUGACAAAAGUGUAAAGAGCCGAUUACCGCGCACAUCCGUCUCCCAGUGCAGCCCCCACGUGACGUCCGAAGAAGAGGCCAAUAACUAUGGACAUGGGGUUCCUCCGCAACUUUUUCUUCCGGUUUCUCUGCCUGUGGCCUCUCCUGUAGCUCAGGUCCUCUUCGGGUGGAAGUCACUUGUGGAGCGCCGUCGUUCUGGCCGCAUGCAAGGCUCUGACGAUGUUUCGCCUCCUUCCCGUUCUUCAGAAGAGGAUGUGGGCACGGUUGAACCGAGAAACGAGUUUGUUUCAGUGCAUUCUUCUCCUGACUCUGAGGUCCACAUCUCUUUCUGCUCGUUGCCGUGCGUCGCGCUCUUCAUCCUCCACCAUUUCCGGGGGGAGACGUACUACCUCGCCCCACGCCUCUUGCUGGAGGGCCUGCUCAACGCGAGUCUCCUCUUCCUGUUCGCGGGUGCGUCGUGUCCGGCCUUUUUGCCUUGCCAGACGUGCACCGAGACGUGGGAAGACCAGCAGACAACGAGGCUAGAUAGAGAAUUGCAGCAUGCUGCGGAUGAGAGAUGGGUAAAGGGAGGUCUGUCAAAUGCACAACGCGCAGCCGAUGAACGCAACGAACAAGACAACACAGAACGUAUCAGGGUAUCUUCUACCGGCCUGGGGUUCUGUGGACAUACGGGGUGUGACGUUAUCGAACGGGAGAAGAAAACGAGGAGUAACACAAUUUCAUUUCAGGGCAUCAAUCGUGUAGUCGGGUGCGAAUAUGAAGAAGAGAUGGCAAUCAUGGAAAGGGAGUGUCUUUCCGCAGAGGCAGUCGAUCAACUAGUAAACCGGAGAAUGCUCUACGGAUCUUGCAACGACACGAGUCAUGCAGUCUCUUCACCGUGCGCUGCAUCUCAUAUUCGUUCUUGCACCUCUCCUGCACCGGACAGGAAUAUCAUGGAGUUCGGAGCCGCUUUAUCACCCACGCAGGCACCCGAGCAGGAGGUUUUCUCGCGUCCUUCGUUUUUCUUGGGAUCUGCCCUGUGCCGUUCCUCGGAGCUGCAGUUGUCCGACGCGUCUGAAGACAACAAAGACGAAGGAGAGAGAGAAGACAGAAGCGAUCGCAGACUGACGCCAGAUGUAGGAAAUGCGGGCGCUGUUUUCCAGGAGACUAGACAAGAUUGUCGAAAGAGAGUGUCUGACGAGGAAGGCGAGCCGUUCGAGUCUCUGUUGAAAACUGUCGAUGCUUCCUCUCAACAGUCAGGCCCGGCCACUGGGCUUUCAACUGCUGUAGAAGUCGUGACUUCAUACCCUGGCUUCACUCCUGUUUCGACAGAGUCUUCGCGAGGGGGGAGGAAGGAAAAGAGAACGAUCUCUGCUAUGGGAAUACCCCAGCUGGACUGGAUGUGUGGACACUUUGCUAUGGCAGUUGUUCAUGGUGGUUUCGUUCACAAGAUAACUGUCAACCUGAACCGCUCACGGCACUUUUCCCCAAGGCCCAACCGUGUCACCCCGUUUCUCUUUCCCGUGAACGGACUCGAAUUUCACUCGUCACAUCUCGCGUCGUGUUCUCUAUCCCUUCGCCGGAGAAGGGGUGAGAUUCAGGUAAACGCGGGAGAGGAGCAAAAGGAGCGCUGUUCCUUUUCCACCUUUGUGUACCCUCCUCCUGUCAAUCUCUCUGUUCGACGUACUGUCGAAUUACAUGUAGGGAGGCGAGACGGUCUCAAAACUGCGCGUUGGUCAAGUCGCCCAGUUGGGCAAAGUGGAGAGGCAGAAGAGGAGAAACUUCAGAGAGGAUUAUUGCAGAAAAAAAGCCAGAAACACGGGGACGAGCAUGAGGCGGAACCGGAAAAACAACGCGAAAAAGGAAAGAGGUCGAUCACUGUUACCGACAGUCACAGGCACUCGGAUUCUUCCGAGAAUACGAGGGACAUGUACAAGAGAAGAGACGAAAAGAGAGAACAAGCCGAAAAAGAUGAGGUGUACUGGCACUGGAGAAGAAGGCAACUGCUCUAUGAAGAAUGCACUGCCCUCACUGCCCCGAUGGCUGUUUACUGGCAGCUGCGGGAAGACUUCUGCUUUUCUCCGCGACUGACUAAGGGAGGACAGGGGAUCAUCCCAGGGUGCCUCCGCACUCCAUUUCCAAGUGCAGGGGAUCGGAGAGAAGAAGAGGCACGCGAAGCUGGAGACUUCCACGUGUUCCUAGUUGAUGGCACAUGCCGCGGCAGGCGGACGAGAAAAGGGCAUGUUCAAGGCCGAGACAGCUGUAAAGACAUCACCUUGCCUGCCAAGGCGAUUGGACCGACUUCUCGGCUUGGUCUGUUGUCGCGACAAGUUGGUGUUUCUCCACGCCUGAACACAGGCAUUUGCCGAGAGACCGGAAACCCUGCAACUGUGGUCUCAGUUACCGAAGAGCUGCACAGUGGGACAUCUCCUUUGGAUAGGCAUGAAGACCAGAGCCCAGUGCCACACAGAAGAAAGGGCAGUGAAGAUACCGAAAUCGUCAACACUGGAGAGGAGGCGCGAAGACAAAAACGACGAAGUGUUGUCGGUACGGACAAGACGCCCAGCACAUGUGCCUCGUGUAGUUGGUCACUGGAGGAAUCGGAUGAACCUGCAGAUAAGUUUUCUUUUUUCCAGUCUGGUUCUACUUUCUGUUAUUCUCCGGUCUGGAGCUGCAUGACAAAUGCAAGAGACACACCUGUUUCUGUUGUUCCUUAUGAAGAUGAUAAACAAAUAAGAAGGCCAACAUUUGUCCCUGGUCCGGGAUCCACAAGAAGAGUUCGUCCUCGGCAAACUAGCACCGAUAGAGAGUCCAGGAUCAAUCUCAAAGAUGUCGUGGACCACUCAGACGGAAGCAUGGAAGCGAAGUUGGACAGCAGAGGUAAACGCGGUGGUUUUCUCAGGUUCUCUAAAAGCUCCCCAUCCCCUCAGCGUCUGUCACCAAGUGUUCUGCGAAUACUCUUGAAACAUGGCAGAGUAAGGGUUGCGGGUUCUUGUUGGGCUCCUGCUUUCUCCAGACAAUACGCGAACAGAGAGAGGCGAGGAAAGACAAUCUUCGAAACUUCGCUGAAAUUUGAGGGAUCAGAGAAUGGAAGAGAAAUGAGAACGAGAAAGAAAGUGAAGCACCAACUGUUUUUGGAACUCUACGCAGUUGUCGCGCUUCUUGAGAUUCCUGUAGAAGGUGCAAAUUCAAUGAGAAUAGAGGCGACCCCCAAGAACGUCGCCAGAUGUGGGGAAACUGCAUUCCACUGGAACAACGCUCCUAUUAUCCAUCCGCUCGGCGUGUCAACAAAUGAAACCAAACGGGUAAACACUGGACAAGAAAACAGAGAAUCUUGCACAUCUCUCUCUCUCCAUCCUCUCUAUCUCCAAUCUUCGAAGGGGCAAGUUAGUAGUUCACCGUCGUUUCGUAAGAAAAUGCGACACCAGAAUCCAGUAGGUCUAGACGGCGACACAAUGAAAAAGUUACCGAGGGGGCGAGGAGACAGAAAGGAAGACGUGGCGAUGGAGAAUGAGAUGGAGGGGAAGAAGAGACAGAGCGAGCGGGCUUCCUCUCCCAUUCAAAGAGAAAAGAAGGAGCUUCAGUCAUUUUAUUGGUUUUCCUGUUCCAUGGGUCCAGCAGGCGUGGCUCCGUAUGCACCGUUUCAAAGGUCGUCUGUGCUUCUCCCUUUCUCAGCCAGUCGUGUAUGGGAGAUCCUUGUCAGUGCGGCGGCGCCCUCCCCUUCUACCGUUGUUGUACUGCAGGAGGUUACGUACAGGGGAAGAGACUGACAUUGACGUGUGAACAGCUCGUCACCGUUUCACUGUGUGUGUGUGUGCGGGUCAGCACUUCCUUGUCUGUUCAUCUUCUUCCGUUAUAGCCGUCUGCUUCAGUGACCCACUCGUCGUCGCUCCCCUGGGCUCAUAUUGCCGCAUUUCGUAUGUCUCUGUGAGUUUUCCUACAUCACCGAGGGUACAUUUUCUUUCUUCCUAUACCCUUUUAUUUCCUAUUUCCUUUCUUAUCCCGCACUUGGGAGUGUACAUGCAUCUAUAUCAUUCGCUCCCACCUGGUACUCGUGUCUUUUUCGACUGUCGUGGAAAUGUGAGGUCUUCACCUAGGCAAACCCUGAGACAUGCUGUGGCUUUUUGAGCAACUUCCCCGCAACGGUUUCCGAGCUGCUAGUGAUAAAUCUUACCGUCUCGUUCCCCUUCCUGACGGCCGGGCGCACUGUACUGCUCAGUCGCGUUUUAUUCCGAACUCCCGCUUUCUUCGACAGAGUAGCAGUGUGCGCAUACGAAAGGGAAGUAGUCGAAGCCGAUAGAGGAUGUCGCUGUCGAAGGCCAAAUUCGGCAGACCCAGGAUAUAAAACCUAGUUUCAUACACCAUUGUUUGUACCUUAUCGUUCCUCUAUGCUGUGAUAAUAAUAUGGUGUAUAUAUAUACACACACUUACUAUUGCGUCGCUUGCCGUAAGGGUUCGAUGGCUUGACUUACUCAGAAUGGCGCUUAAAGAACAAUCGGAGUCUCCAUUCCUCGUGUGCGAAAACAUGUAGAGUAACUCACAUUAUGACACUGAUGAGCUGCGUGCGUGCACAGAUCAAAACUGCGUCCGCUCCUUUGUAGGUGACGGUGGAUUUGGAACAACACGCCUAGUUUUCAGUAUGUAUGUGUUUUGACCGGAAAUGUGAAGUCUGGGCAUACGCGCAUGGGGACCAACCAUAAUCUCUUUCAGGUCAUGACGUGCAUCGAGUCUCCUCCCGCAAAGAACCGGGAGGCUUCUCUUGUUGACAAUGAAGAAACCGCGGCAGAUGCAACAAGAUCUGAAAAAGUGGAGAACACCUGUUUUUUCCCUCACAGGACCUCCCCCAAGCAACAUACCUUCCUACAUAUCUGUAGCGAAGGAUAUCUGUCUGCGUACAUAUCCUCAGACGUAUUGUCGUUUUUUUGACGAGUUCUGGGAAAACCGACCUCCAAGCCCCCAAUAUGCUUUGGUACAGACAGGUUUCCGUAUCCCUCGUAUAAAAUGGAAUGCCCACAGGCACUAGCCGAGUUUAAGUGACACCACUGUCUUGGGGUGGCGUGAGUUUGUACGCUGGGUAUUAGCUUUCAGGGGCAUGCCGCGGCACGCUAGGGCGGAAAAGCUGGAACCGGUUCGGGUGCCCCUCUUAGUUGUUCACGCCGAGGGCCCCGGUCAAUCAUCACAAAGCUUCGCCGGACAAUCCCGACGCGUCACUGGAUGCCAUCAAAAGCACUUCUCUUCGUAACACGGUCGUGGUGUCUGCGAAAGCAGUCUUCUCUCACGUGGAAAACCACCACCAUCGAAUGACCACAACAUCCCGUUGCAUUCAAACAACUGUGCGUGGCUCCCCCACUGCAGAGGAGUUCCAGUACACAAGUGUAUAUGAGAGGAACUGGCAGGCACGACCACCCUAACCAUCUCCAUAGUCCACGAAGACCAUCCACGACCGUCUUCUGAAGCCGCUCUUGCAAAUUCACUGCCCGCAAGGUGACAGCGAGACACACUGGUGAUGCUCAAAGAGGCCAAAGCUGUCUCAAUGACCACAGCAGCGGUCGUAGGCCGGUUUUUGAGAUAAUAACGACUUCCUCCGCACCCUCUGGGUUGAGAAACAGUCUGCCAUCUGAGGGGAACGCGGACUACGAUCCUGCCUGGCUGUCCAGUAAACGCGACGUUAAUUCAACCCCCUCCUGCUCCAGCCAUGAACCCCCCCGACUGCCCUCAGCUUCCCCCUCUGAGACAGUGUUCUCUCCUUCAGUGGAAUCAUGAGAAUACUUGUCCACGAUGUCUCCCGCCGGACUGACACUCAAAGCGGCUUCCGAGCUCUUCCACUGGUGAGGCCGCUGUAUGCCAGCGCCUUGCUGGACGAGGCAAAGCCCCAGAACAAGGAAUGCCGCAGCUAGCCAGACAAGACACGACGGCUGUCCGAAAGAGGUAGGGUGCCCCAUGUUGGGAGGACUCACAAACAAAUCAACCGUUCAGAGGUGGCAGCUGCAUCCGCAAUUAUCGUAACAACAUUCUGAAGUACACAUCUGAAGUGCCUUCAAAAGAAACAACAC